Molecule: messenger RNA, 1308 nt
Organism: Prorocentrum cordatum
Lineage: Eukaryota; Dinophyceae; Prorocentrales; Prorocentraceae
Source: the annotation of a GenBank genome assembly
AGCCGCUCUGGCUCACGGCCCGUGCGCGCUGAGAAGGCUGACGGCCUGAGAGCGCAUGUGCUGGAUCUUAUGGAGCAUGGGCCACUGCUGGAGCAGAGAGGAGAAGGCACCCGGCCAGCCCGCGCCCCAGGGCUUCCAGCGCGUUUGCGAGAGCGGCGACGGGGAUUGCUUGUUCCACGCCAUCGCGCGGCAGGUGCACGGCGACCCCUCGUGCGCGGGCCUGGCCCGGAGGGAGAUUUGUGAUUGGACCUCGGGAUGCAGGAGCACCUGCCGCCGUCCGCCCACGCGAGCGGCCGCUCCGAGUUCUCCGAGGCGCACCGGCAGAUGGUCGCGGCGCAGCGACCGGAGGUGUUGGCGCUCGGCACGAGGGAGGAUCUUAUAGAAGACCACCCGGUGUGCGAGUACGUCCAGCGCAUGCGGCGCGCGGGCGAGUGGGGCUCUGGGCUCGAGGCUCUCUGCGCGGCCUACCGCUACCGCCGGCCCGUGCGGGUAUGGAGCGCGGGCGGGUACUCGGAGCUCUGCCCGCCCUACAGCCUGCUGGACACAGGCGCCCCACCGGUGCUGCUGCUGCACAACGGCCGCGACCACUGGGACUCCGCCUCGGGCUCCCCCCCGGCGACCUCGGGGAGCGAGGGCUCCCAGGCCAGACCCACCGCGGCGACGGCGGUGGCGGACGAGGACGAGGAGGACGUCGACCGCCAGGUGGCACUGCUGCUGGCGAGGAUUCCGCAGGAGAGGCCGGGGGGCCGACGAGGCGGCCGUGGCCGCGCGCCGCGCAGCCGCCGCGCAGGCGGCCGAGCGGAGGGCUGAGCUCCAGAGGGCGCGCGGCAUCGGCGCCAGCGGCGCGGCCGCGGCAGGCAGGAGCUGAGAGCGCCCCUCGCGCGGGCUGAGCUACGAGCCCCGAGUGCGACCUGGUCGAACUACGGCCCUGCGCGCGGCGGGUCGGGCGCCAGCGGCGGCGGCGUCUGCAGAAAUAGCGACGAGACGAGCGAGGUGAGUUGGUCCGACGAGUAACCUGAGCGGCAGUGCGCAUCUUUAUCGACGGCGCGUUCGACCUGACGCACUUCGGGCAAAUGAGCGCGUUCCCCCAGGGCUAAGCCAGCCUCGGUUGCGUGAUCAUGUUUUUCCACGCCGACCUCAUGCACCCUGUUGCACGGCCGCCCAACAUGUUAGUUGCUCGCUGCAAGGUCGGUGGCUUUGCUUUGACACGCGGAAGCUGUUGUGUCUGGCAGCCUUGCAGUUCUCUUGCGUUGCCUCUGUGGGGCUGUAUGGGGAUCAGGCUUCUGCUUGCGCUUCAAAUUUCCCGCG